This is a messenger RNA of Malassezia japonica, 558 nucleotides long. RefSeq lists its product as uncharacterized. NCBI's taxonomy places the organism in Eukaryota, Fungi, Basidiomycota, Malasseziomycetes, Malasseziales, Malasseziaceae. Gene Ontology annotation, molecular function: oxidoreductase activity; antioxidant activity. The coding region runs from base 1 to 558 and encodes 185 amino acids. The record is from RefSeq and is a predicted model, not a curated record. The transcript has a single exon.
AUGAGUGAGCACUCCGUCGAAAAAGACGACGGUGUUUUCCACCUUCCCGGGCAUCCGCUGCCUGCGUUUGUGUCGCUGGUCAGCACGGAUGCCGCGGCGCCGAGCGUCGACCUGUUUCUCGUGUCGCUGAGCCGCCCCGUUCUUCUGUGUGCAUUCUCCUUCCCCUCGAAAAAGGCGGGCGACGAAGUCGAGGUCGACUGCGCGCCGUCGCAGCCGAGCACGCAGCAGCUGUGUUCGUUUAAAGAGCACCUCGGCGCGCUGCGGCAGCGCGAGCCGGACCUGCUCGUGUACGGCCUGAGUAUGUACCCCCCCGCGUGCCAGAGUAAGGUGCACGCCACGCUCGGUCUGCCGUUCCCCCUGCUGAGCGACACGCGUGGCGAGCUCGCCGAGAAGCUUGCGCUUCCCCGCGCGGACGAGUGCGGCGUCGCGCUGCUGCGGCGGUGCACGAUGCUGAUCCGCGAAGGGCAGAUCCAGCGCCUCGACUUUCCCUUGCUGCAGCCUGCGCAGGCCGCGAUGCGUGCCGAGUACAUGCUGCAGCGUGACGCUGGCGAAGCGUGA